AUGCAUUGCGCCGAUGAGCAUCAAGCCGAGGGGGCCUUGAAACACAGCCUCACCUUUGAGGUGCUGAGUUUGGACUGUGGUUCUCCUCCCCAGUUGUGGAUGCAGGGGCCUGACCUUGGCAGGUGCUCCGCUUUUCGUCGACGAUCUUCGGCAGCAACAGUUGCGGUUAGCGCGUACUGGCCUGGGGCAGGUUCGAAUGCAGGUGGAAGCAUCCUUUCAGUUGAGCUGAACACAUCACUGCCAGACUCUUAUGACACCCUGUACUGCAAGUUUGACAAAACAGUGGUUGCAACUUACGCUUCUGAGGCAAGCAGUACAAGCGGAGGGCCAACUGCGUCGUUCAUAGUUCCAUCCUCUCGCAAGGAGAGGCAAAAGAUAGAGCUCGCAGUCAGCUCGGACAACGUCACCUUUGAGGUCUUUGGAAGCUUCGUCUAUUAUGAACCUCUACAGAUCCACUCCAUCGCUCCUGCUGUGGGCCUUGUGACUGGAGGCACUCUCGUCCGCAUAGAGCUGCAGGCAGACCCGUGGCCAGGCGGUUUCACGCAAGCGCAGGCGGACCUCGUCGCUCAGCCGAGCUGCAGAUUUGACGACAUCACAGCCGUUGGAUCAUACCACGCGCCUGGCUCAGAUUCGCUGCCUUCGAUCACGUGCAAAAGUCCCCUAGUCAAGGCAGGGCCUGGCCCAGUCAACCUGACGGUAUCGCUCAACGGACAGGAAUGGACUUAUUCGCGUGCGACGUUUACCUACCUGAAUGUUCCGGCCGGGGGGGUUUCACAGCCACUUAUAAUCCAGCAAGUCGCAGAAGCGGAAGCGCUGACCUCCUGGGAAGAAUACCUGCUGGCAGCAACCGGAGGGCUGCAAAGCUUUCCCAAGUUCGGGAUUGCAGAAAUUGGGCCGUCUAAUCCUGGCGUCUACAGAGUUCCCAGUGGGGGCACUUCGUUCUACGGUCCUGGGAGAGACAGCUUUUAUGGAUCAGGGGAUGACGAUUUCUACGGUUUGCCAUCUGUUCCUGGCUACGUUGCACAGUCCGCCUGUAUGUACGCUAUGCAUCCGCGCGUGGGCCCUGUCACGGGGAGCACGACAGUGUCUAUCCUCCUGACUGGCCAACUACCCCCUCCCCCGCUCGUGACGCCAUUCUGCUCAUUUGGCGGUCAGCAAGUUGCGGGAACCUAUGGGACUUCUGAGGAUAGCCACACCACCAUACUCUGCGCCGCACCCGCAACCGAUAAUGCCACGACUUUGACCGUGCUUUUCAGCCUGGACGGCAGCCACUUCAUCUCCGCCGGUGCAAGUUUCACGUAUUACGCGCCUUUUGCCGCCAACACCUUCAGGAACGUGCCCCCUGCCCAGGACCAGCAGUCACCAUUCCAGCCCAUCAUCCCUCUCGACAUUUCCAUUUUCCCGGUCGAAUUCCUUGACUACGACAGCGUUGCACUGACGGCGAGUUGCAGACUAGACGGCCUGGUCACUCCGGCAGUCUACAACCCCCUGUCAGAUGUAUACUACUACCCAGACGGGGUGCAAAGCCGGCCGUCGAUCAGCUGCUUUACCCGAGGGGCGGAGGGCGGGGACUUUGUCCUCCAGGUCUCGCUUGACGGCCAGAAUUACGUCAACGUGUCGACGCCCCUCAAUGCAACAGUAAACUUUAACGGGCCCCAUGUCGACCUGCCUGCGCUGGACGUCAACGCUACCCUGUCCCUGCGGGCGCGCCCAUACUACCCGCUCGCGCCUUCCGUGAGUCUCUGCACGACGUUCAACGGCGAUGCGGCCGCGAGGAAGGCAGCGCUUGCCAGCCUGGCGAUCUCAAAGGGGGACCUUGCCCCGGCUUUCAAAGCGCUCGUGCUCGCGUACUCGGCCAACCUUCUCUCAAAAUCCGCUAGCGGCUUCAGCAUCACCGUCGUUCCUGCCGCGGCCGGGUCUCGCGUCCGGGUUGGCACGGUGAAGCUGCAACCCACUUGGGUUAGCAGCGGGGUUAUCGACAACGUAUUCUUCCCGACAAACCUGAGCGUGGGUCUGCAUAACCUGAGUGUGGAGGUUACUGCUCCCAACGGGCUUAAUCAACUGGUUUACCAAGUUGCACUCUGGGUGCACACUUCGGCGCCCGUCCUCAGCGUCAGCCUGACGGCCGGAAGCCUUAACCCGCCUUUUGAUGUCGACGUUUACGACUACACCGUGGCGCUAGACGCGGGCGUGCGCAGUAUCUCGCUCCUGCCAACCCCGACCAACAUCUCCUCCACGCGCGCGUACCUCACCAGGCCUAGUUCCGACCCUGGGUCCGGCCGGACGGUGUAUGCGGCUCUCGACUGGUACCGGCGCAGCGGAAUCAACCUCUACUCUGACGCGUGGCCGCAGCCCAACUCGGCGUGCCCCACGUAUUCCAGCCUUCACCAAGGGGAGGGCGUUGACGGAAUGAACUGGGGCUCACUUAUGAGCGGCUGGCCCUGGUGGGCGCCCGGUUCGUGGCUCCCGGUCUCCCUCGACUGCGUCGAAACCACAGUCGUGCAACUUGUGGUGCAACAAGACGGGCUCCCCACUCGCACCUACACCCUGCGGUUCCGAAGGGCGGCCGCGGUCUCCACCGCGCCGCUAGGCUUGGCAACGCUGCGGAGCAACUACUGGAUGCAAAACGUGGUUCCCCCCUUCGACCCCGCCUUUUUAGGCCCCUAUCAAAUCCUCCCAGACCUCCAGCUUCAGUUGGACUACCAGCUCAAUCUGGUGGCCACUCCUUCGCAGCCCGGGGCAUGCGUGAGGGCGACUCCCAGUGAGUUUCAGCGCGGGGUUAACAACGUUAACCUAACCGUGACGGCGCUCGACAAGGCGACGGUUACGUACGCGCUGAUUCUGGUGGCGCGUUACGAUGCCCUGGCGGCGACCUCCCUCACAGAGUACAGCCCCACGCGGCCGCCUACCAACGGAAGCGUCCGCGAAUAUAGCGGGUUCACCGAGACUUAUUACGUCAGGUCGGACGUGGAUUACGUCAUACUCAGUACAUGGACCUGGCUGCCGCAGUCGGUGGUGGCGCUUGACUGCCAAAGUGGCUGUUCGUCUUACGACGCCUGCACCAAAACGUGCGCCGCUCUCCCAGUGCUGAACGCCAGCCAGUAUGCGGAACCGGUGAUGACGUCAGUCGACGUCAAUUCGCAGGGGCAACUGAGUUUCGUGGACUGGGCCGCCCGGCGCGCGCAGUGGGCGGUCCCCGUGUCUAGUCUCGGAUACACGCGGCUCAACUUGCAGAUCGACUGCCAGGGGCUGUGCAACGACGAGCGUUUCCCGGGGGCUACCUCGGGGUUAUAUUCAGUCGUUAUUUCCCGCCAGCAGGGGUCGGACACCAGUCUCUCGUCGCUGGGCUUCUCAAACGGCACUCUUGCGCCCACGUUCAGCGCGGGCGCGAGCGGCUUUUCGGGGACGGUUACAGUGCCAAAGGGUCUGGAUGUGGUGCACAUCACCGCUGUCGCCACAGACCCCACGGCUGAAGUCGCUGUGGAAAUAGACGGGGCGCCAGCACAUCUUCUUCACAGCGGUCACCGGAUGGAUUUGCCGCCUCCGUUUACUCCGUCGAUGCUCAAAAACGGCCUGAUCGUGCCGCGAAACACGUGGGUUUGGCAGGCUACCCCUCCUAGAGCAAACCAGACCAAGAAGGCGAAAUUUGCGGUUACGUUCAACAGGGAGUCGAGUCCAUGGAUGAACUUUUGGGGCUCCACUUACUCCGUUGACCUUGUCACAGCGAGAGGAACGGACUCUUCUCUCGCCGAGCUGUCUCUAAUCCUCCAGAACGGGACAGUGGUUGACGUACUUGAUGGGCAAUUUGCUGCUCCAGGCGGCACGAUAAGCGGUAAUUACGUCGUCCCCAAGGAAACGCUGUCGGUUGGGUUGCGCUCCAUCACUUCGGACCCGGGCGCCUCGGUCAACAGCACGACAGUCGCCUCUGUGGAUCCCGCUCUAGCCUCCGCCACAACCGUUACAAGCUCCGGGCUGCUCUUUGACGGGUCGAGCUCGGACACUUCUGUAAACGGCACCAGUAUUGCUACCCUGGCGUUGCCCCCCGGCUCCACUACUUCGAACGUAACCCGCUUCUACCAGCUGAGUCAACCUACGGUAGCGACCAACUUCCUGUUCACGGUAACGGCGGAAGACGGGGUCGCCCAAACCGUGUUUAACCUCUCCGUAACCCGAGAACUCGGCCGCCUGAGCACGCUCCGCGCCCUGGCCAUUACCAUCAAUGGCACGACCACCAGUUUCGUUGACCAGCAAGACGCGGCGCUCCUCCAAGCGCCCGACGUGCCGGCCGGAACGGAUUCCGCUGUCCUCAGUUGGACAACGGAGGACCCCGACGCCACGGCAGACUUCUCGGCGGGUCCGGCGUCCGCUGGGCUGCGCAGCCGAACGCAACACAUUUACGCCUACACCCUGGUCCUGCCAAGCAACGCUGCCGCCUCCACUAUCGCCGUCGCGGCGGCACACGCCAACUCGACCGUCGUUCUUGACGGCUCCACGCCCCGGGCUGCUAACGCUACUUUUGGUAUUGCCGCGGACGGCGCGCCUGUGACCAUUUCAGUUGCUUCGGAGGACGAGUCAGCGAGCGCCACGUACACCGUCACACCCCGCCACCUCCAACCGUUUGAGAUGACGCCAUACCUAGACUUUUCGGCGAACGCGAGCGAGGCCGUCUCCGGCGACACGCUCAGCUUCUCCAUCCGCGCGAACUGCGCGCGCUACGCGGCCGCGUUUGGCGGCGACGCAUACAACUGUGCAGAGCUCAGCGGCCUGGCUUUGGAGCUGGUUCUGGUCGCCGUGGACACGGGGACUGUGCUCGAGACGAAAGUGGAGAGCGCGCCGGGCCAGGGCCCGUUCAGUUUCUCCCCGCAAGUGGCCGGAGCUUUCGCUGUCCAGGCGAGGCCGUUAGUGUGCGUCCGGCAGCCGGACGUCUGCACUGGGAAAACCUACCAGCCCCUGAAUCUGCCGCAGAACCUGGUCAUCCGACCUGGUGCGAUCAGCCCCGCAACCAGCCGCCUGAUUCUCGCUGAUGGUGUCACACUGGACCUGGAGGAUGAGAGCCCGGUAACCGUGAUUCAGCGCGAUGCUGCUGGCAACUUGAUCACCACUCCUCCCACCGUGGUGGUGUGUCCAACUGUCGACAACUCGACGGCCACAACAAACGGAUCGGCUCCUUUGGCUGUAGACGUCGUUCAUCCCCUGUGUCCGGCGACAAACUUGACGGUUUCCAUGACGCAGCUUCACGACGGCACUUUUUCGGUCACGUAUGCCGCGAAGCUUGCUGGCAGAUACCGCGUAGUUCUGCAGGAUUCGGCGGGAAGCUCCGUCGUCGAAGCGCAGCAGAUUGUGCUGCUUCCAAAGGACGCACCGAUAGAUGCAGGGCGUUCUGUUCUCGUCGUCCCCGGCAACUUCUCAAGGGCUUCCGCCAACGUCAGCUUCUGGAUGGUGCCAAAGGAUCAGUACGGCAACCAGAUCUGGGUCGGCGACGACAUGAGCGGCAUAAGCGCGCAACUAUAUCCUCAGGGAUUCUCGACUCCGUCUCCUUGGGAGGCGCUUAUCAGCUUCGAGCCUUAUCAAUUUGAAAGCGCCAGUCCGACGGCGCGCUUCAAGCUGGAUUUCAGCGGGGUCUCGCAAGCAGGGACCUACACGCUUCGUGUUUUGAUCCACGGCGUGCGCAUGAGUAACGUCCCUGCCUUUUACCUACCUCAACCGGAUCUUGUUAACAACAACUGGCCUUGGCUCGCUCGAUACGCAGCGUCUACUGACCUGGUGGACGCAUACUAUCCGGGGGCCUUCUCUACCUCGGGCGGGGCUUACCUAACCCUCACCUUGCUGAAUCCAAGCUUGACCCCAAACUAUUGGUACACCACCUCGCUCUACUACAACGACUGGCUGGUGUGCCGCUUCGACUCGACCACCGUCGUGCAAGGCGGCCACAUCACCAACUACGACCCGCGGGCCUCCUCCGGACCCACCGUCACGUUCCUUGUGCCGCCGUUCACGGGGGGCAGCAAAGAAGUGGACCUCGAACUGAGCGCUGACGGCAUCCUCUUCAAAAAGUUCGGCAGCCUGAUGUAUCAUGAGCCUUUGUCAGUCGACUCCGUCUCGCCCCCGUCCACUCCCCUCGGGGGCGGCGUCCUGGAGGUGCGGCUGAUGAACCGGCAGCCACUGCCGGCCAACUUCACCGACGACGACAUCGCCAACUUCCUGGACCCAAGCUGCCUCGUCAACUCCUCCCGAGUGGCCGGUACAUACAACCGGGCAACCCCAGAUUACCCCUGGCCUUCAGUCUCGUGCGUGAGCCCCAAGGGUCAGGACGGGGGACUGGUCAGCGUCACCGCUUCUCUCAACGGCUUGGAGUGGGCAGCGGAGCCGCGCCCGUAUCUGUACGUCGGUUCCCACCAAUUGACGGACGAGGAGCUGCUCAGCGAGCUGCAGCACUGGGGGGACCAGGGCCAGCUCGGAGAGUUCUAUGACCUGUUUUACGGGACAGGGGUCGACGGCUUCUACGCAACCUCUGGCGGUGGGUCCGUUCGGUACCCGACCGCGCCCGCCUGCAUGGAGGGCAUCUUCCCAAGCGUUGGGCCCCUCAGCGGGGGAACAAACGUCUCCAUCCUAGUUUCGGGGCAGCUCCCGCAUGGGCGCUCUAAGCCGCCGGUCUGCGCGUUUGGGUCGCUCAAAAUCAACGGCUCCUACUCGCCCGAGACGUCAACAAUCAGCUGCACCGCGCCCGCGGCCGCGGCUAUCGGCCUGUCACAGCCGGGAACGGUAGCGCUGACGGUCAGCCUCGACGGAAGAACGUUUACGCCCGAGGGGGCGGCUUUUACUUACUACGCGGACUUCUACCCCCACAACUUCCGAAACGUGCCGCCACCGCCUGACCAGCUGACGACGCCCUUCCAACCGACGAUCCCCUUAGACUCCGCCCCCUUCCCGGGCGCCUUCUCGGACUUCGACCUGGUUGCCACGUCAGCGACCUGCAAGCUGAACGGCCUGGUGACGCCAGCAAUCUACCAGCCUCUGGCGACCGUCUACUAUUGGUGGGGUUAUGUGCGGGAGCAGCCGACCAUAAGCUGCGUCACUAGAGGAUCUCCUAUGGGCGACCGUAACCUGCAAGUCUCGUUGGACGGGCAGCAUUACGUCACCGUGACCCCGGCCCUGGACCAGCAAACGGACCUUUACAGUCCUGGCAAUUUCGUCACCCGGCCUGACCCAACUGCCCUUGUGGAGCGCCAUUCCGGUCGGGCCAACUUCACCCGGCUGCCAGCGACGUCCCGAUACUGCAUCGCUUUCCGAACCGGCGCGGCCGCCGUAGCCGCUCUCGCGGGCCUCACCAUCG
This is a messenger RNA of Klebsormidium nitens, 7333 nucleotides long. The record is from the annotation of a GenBank genome assembly. Lineage: Eukaryota; Viridiplantae; Streptophyta; Klebsormidiophyceae; Klebsormidiales; Klebsormidiaceae.